AAGCCGCUCUGUUUUCCAUCACGCACGGACUACUUUCAAUCUAAUUGGACAAUAAUCUAUCCAAUCACAUUCCACGUUGCACGGCGGCCGCUCAAUUUUGAAAACCAAAAUGGCUACUGAGGCUGUUGAAGCGUUACUUGAAAGAUGCGACCAUCUACAUUUGGAGUUGUACGAUGUGGCAGAGCAUCAGGAGGGUGGGGAAGCGGAGUUGAUGGUGCCCUACCUAACCGAAAGUCGUAGUAAACAGAAGAUUUUGUGCAGACAGUUGUUUGUGCUGGAUGACAUGAUGCAGCUUCUGGAGAGACUGGAGACAACUGACCAGCUGUUUAAUGAACCCUGCCCCCCAAACCCCGGCAACGAUGCUCACAGACGCUGGAAGGUCCUGAAGAGUGAAUAUAAAGAGGGAGUCCAGGAGCUGGAGACACUUAUUAGCACCUUACAGGACAGGAUGGACAAACUGCACCACAAACGGGACAGACUGACAAACCUGGUCAUAGCACUAGAGAAGAAGAAAGAUCUCAGCCUGCAGAUGGGGGAGUCCCUCAAGACGGCCCACAAUGCCUUGCGUGUAUGUGAGGUGCAGCUGGCCCAGCUGAGGGUGGAGACAGACGCCACACUGGCCCGCUCGGCUGACUGGCAGCACCUGAGAGAUGUCCUGCAGGGCUAUGUGGAGGAGACACAAGGGGUGAUGCAGUGUAGGCUGUUGUCAGUGGGGUCCUCGGAGCUGUGUGUGGAACUGAGGCCCUGCUCCUGUGGAUCCUCCUCCUCUGGCCAGCUGGAGCCUCUCAGACUGACUGUCACUUGGAGCCCUGAUGACCACUUCCACCUCCAGGUGUAUCAGGGUACUACAGGGCUGUUAGUGGAGUCCAUGAAGAGUCGCCUUUCUCACCUCAGUGCUGCCCUGCUGGAGGUCAUGCAGUGCUACAUCAGCCAGGGAGAGAUGCUGGCUGAGAUCCAGACCCUACACUCCAGGUUUGCUAUAGACUGGCGUCCAGGCCAGAGACUGCUAGUGUUCCUGAAGACUGCCUCGAGGGUGUGCAACCUGGAGGUGGAGGAGGGCUACCCUUCCAGAGGCACAGCUACACUCAUCUCUGUACGCAGGGACGGCAAACUGGUCGACAACGCUGUCCUACAGCCUCCCAAGAAGACCCCCUCUCUGACAGAGUGGCUGGAGUUCCUCUCCUCCAGUCCGUACGUCUGACCAUCUUCUCUAGUUGACACAGAGGAAGUGGCUGUUUCUUUCCAUGGUCACCAAAGGGGCGCCCUUACCUCUAAUAUGUAAAUAUUAGGAAUGUAACAAUUCAAUGUGCAUUGAUCCUGGUUCAAAUGUUUAAGAUGCUAGUGCAUGGUUCUGCAGGACCCCAAACCAAUCCAAAUUUAGCAUGCAUCGGUCAGAAAACCGAUUUCAAACGUUACAAUCGCCAGUUCACAAAAAUUUUUCACUCAUUGUUUUAUUCAAAAAAUACCUCUUAUGUGUUAUGACUGAGUUGAUGCGUCCUCUACUUCAGUUCAGUAGGCUAUUGAACUUUUAUGCGUGUAACUGCAUAUGACUGUCAGGUAGACACAGCUGCUUGCGCCGACUGUUCGGACCUUCAACGUUCAAAGGCUUUCUCAGUGUCAUAUCGUAGGGUCUUAUUAGUUGAGUGACAACCAAUGCAAUUUGCCGGGUCAUUGUUACCAAAUGCGCUGUAGAAUUGUUUUUUUUUUACUGGGGUUGCGUCGUCUACCGGAGUGCACACAACUCGCAUUGACCUGCUGAGUGGGGUUUUCAAUCAUUCUGAUUUUAUUUAUAUUGUUCGGGUCCCCAUAAUAAAUAGUUUGUUUAAAGAAAAACUA
Oncorhynchus kisutch (coho salmon) is the source of this 1836-nucleotide messenger RNA. RefSeq lists its product as uncharacterized. Bases 110 to 1201 code for a protein of 363 amino acids. The transcript is spliced from 9 exons. The record is from RefSeq and is a predicted model, not a curated record. Gene Ontology annotation, cellular component: kinetochore. Lineage: Eukaryota; Metazoa; Chordata; Actinopteri; Salmoniformes; Salmonidae. Gene Ontology annotation, biological process: mitotic cell cycle checkpoint signaling.